AUGGCUCAGAUGAACUUCCCUUUGAUACGGAGAAGGUGGAUCUUGGCGACGAUCACUUCGGCUCAAGCGUCAGUAUUGGUAAAUGGCUCUCCGACUCAGGAAUUCAACUGUUACAGAGGUUUGAGACAAGGGGAUCCGCUAUCCCCGUUCUUAUUCCUGAUCAUUAUGGAGGCUUUGACUUGUGUAGUGAAAGAGGCGAGUAUGAUCGGGCUUUAUAAAGGGAUCUCGUGUGCACAAAGCAGCCCAUGUUUAUCACAUUUCUUUUACGCAGAUGAUGCGGUGUUCGUGGGGGAGUGGCCAUUGGAUAAUGCGAGGAAGUUAAACAAAAUACUCUGUUGCUUCUAUUUAUCUUCUGGGCCGAGGGUAAAUCUAGCGAAAAGUAGCCUCUUCGGACUCAGGGUGAACGAGGCAAACACUCAGGAGAUGGCUAGUAUUCUAAGGUGUAAAGUGGGUAAGCUUCCUUUUGUUCAUAUGGGGUUGCAAGUCGGAGCUAACAUGAAUUUGGUAAAGCAUUGGAAGCUGAUAAUUGAUGUUUUCUAA
Helianthus annuus (common sunflower) is the source of this 540-nucleotide messenger RNA. RefSeq lists its product as uncharacterized. The transcript has a single exon. NCBI's taxonomy places the organism in Eukaryota, Viridiplantae, Streptophyta, Magnoliopsida, Asterales, Asteraceae. The record is from RefSeq and is a predicted model, not a curated record. Bases 1 to 540 code for a protein of 179 amino acids.